Messenger RNA from Phaedon cochleariae (mustard beetle), 2579 nucleotides. The record is from the annotation of a GenBank genome assembly. NCBI's taxonomy places the organism in Eukaryota, Metazoa, Arthropoda, Insecta, Coleoptera, Chrysomelidae.
CGCCUAUCGAAGUUAUUUUACCUGUACCUGACAGGUGCCAACGGGUACUUUAGUUGUUCCUAUACGUUCUCUCUCGUUGAUGUGGUACUCCAUUUUUUCGAAUACCUGUCCUUGACGUGUGUUUGCAAGUGAAUUGUAUUAUUAUGGAUUAUUAGGAUACGUUCGAUUGAUUAUACAUAAACAUGGCUUAUCGAAACGGAUACUCAGACAACAGAGACAGCAGGGAGCUGGAGAGAGACGACAGGAUCAGUGAUGGGGGCAAACCGGCCCAUAUCAUCGAACAUUUGGCAACGUUCACCGUGGCCAAAGAAACUGGGAUUAUCUAUCCCGCCGACGGGAUGCGGAGGCUUUUGCAACUAGAGAAAUCCAAUGGGAUUUGGUCGCAAAAAAUGCAACUUUGUUUGGAGAAUUCUUGGGUACUCAUUUUGGAUUAUGAAACGGAUAGUGUCAUGGAAAGAUUUCCGGCCAACUCGAUACAAGAACCGACGGCUUUCAUGAGUCAGGACCCCAUGGAAAUGUAUAAUAAUAUUUUAGUGUUCAUUGUAACGAAUUCUAAUCAAUCCCAUCCACCAGAAAUGCACAUCUUCCAGUGCCAAAGUAUAUCGGCCCAAGACCUGGCCGAGGACCUGAUGCAGCUGCGCAUGGGCAAAGCGCCAACGCGCAGCCGCAAGAGCAGCAUCCCGCCGCCGACGUUUCGCGCCCCACAGAACAUCGUCAACCCGACGCGCGAACUUCCCAGGGACAAGGAGAGGGACAGAGAGAGGGACAAGGAGAGGGAUAGAGAGAGGGACUAUCACGGCUCGGACUCGGAACUGACGGCGAACAACGACGACGCCAGCUCGACGACGAGCGAGAAGUACGAGCGGGACGUGACGAUACUCAACCACUGUUUCGACGACAUCGAGAAGUUCAUCGCCAGACUGCAGCACGCGGCCGCAGCCGCCAGAGAGCUGGAACGCCGCCGCAAAUCCCGGAAGAACAAAAAGCGCGACAUGGGCGACGGCAUGCUCACCAUGCGCACCAAACCGCCGCCCGAGAAGGAGUUCGUCGACAUCUUCCAAAAGUUCAAGCUCUCCUUCAACCUGCUCGCCAAACUCAAGGCGCACAUCCACGACCCGAACGCGCCCGAACUCGUCCAUUUCCUGUUCACUCCGCUCGCGCUCAUCGUCGAAGCUGCGCACGACACCUAUUUCGAGCUGCGCGUGCCGCACAACGUGGUGGCGCCGCUGCUGACGCGCGAGGCGGUCAAUCUGCUCAUGAACUGCGUCACGAGCAAGGAGACGGAGCUGUGGCAUUCGCUCGGCAGCGCGUGGCUCAUACCGAGGGACCAAUACAAAGGCCACGUACCGACCUAUCACCCCGUAUUCAUGGACGGCUGGUCGCCGGAGUACCCGAUCCAGGAAGACCCCGAACACAAGCCGUACCAGCAGGAGGGCCAAUACAGCGGCGACUACAACGACUACCCCAGCCAGGAGAUCUACGAGCGGACGGGCCAGGAGAAAGAUGCACAUAUACAGGGCGACAGCACGCGCAGCGACAUCUCCGCCGACUCGAUCGAGCACCAUAACGGGGAGGAGCGCGGGUUCGGCAGGAACCAGGAGGGGUUCUUGGAGGAGCUGCAGAACAGGGGGGCGAAUAUCGUGCAGGUCACCUAUCCGAGGACGGCGAACAACGAUAAGGAGCUGACGGUGGCGAGAGGGGAAUUUCUCGAGAUUUUGGACGACACUAGAAAAUGGUGGAGGGCGAGAAACAGUAGAGGACAAAUUGCCCACGUUCCCCAUACCAUAGUCACACCUUACGUUUUUAGUAACCCAUUGUACAGUCAGAACUACAAUAGAAGACCAGAAUCGCCUUCAGAACCAUAUAUGAGUGGGAAUAGCGCGCAAGACAGUCCGUCCACACCGAAAAAUAGCGCGGACUGGAUAAGAAAUGAGAGGAUCGACCCGAACGAAAACGCCCCCCCACCACCUCCACUUCCCCCACCCGUCACUCCCCCACCCCCGGAAACCCCUCAGCCGUUGCGCCGGACGCAAUCCAGGCAAUCGAUAGUAUCGAACAAAUCUACGAUGCACGAGGAACUGACCAGCGUGCUGACUUUGGUCCGAGAAAAAGCCAAGCAGAAGCACCUGGACAUCAAGCAGACCGCAGAGGCGUACGUCGAUCAGCGGUCGACCCCUUCGGAGGUGAGGGAUUGGCUGAAGGCGAAGGCUUUUGACGAGAGCAUAAGGAACAAGUUCGCCGGAGUCAGCGGGCACGAUCUGUUGGGGUUCAAGAAGGUCGAGUUGGAGAGGAUAUGCGGCAAGGAGGAGGGUCGGAGGCUGUACUCGCAGCUGAACUUGCAGAAGUCCAUCAGCGGGUUCCAAACAGCGCGAACCACUGAAUUGAAGGCUAUAUUGGCUAAAGCAAGACAAAAAAUUGAGACCGACAGACGUGAAGAAGAAGAUAGUGAUGAUACGUCAUUAUAGAAGAAAUAUAAUUAUCAGGGCAGUAUUCAAUUGAAUUACUAAUGUUCCAUAUCAAUUCCGUACUAUAUUAUAUCAAACUGGCAUACGUGUUUCAGAAAAUAAAUAUAAUUUAAG